This is a messenger RNA of Chrysemys picta bellii (western painted turtle), 5263 nucleotides long. RefSeq names its product coronin 2A (gene CORO2A). Lineage: Eukaryota; Metazoa; Chordata; Testudines; Emydidae. The record is from RefSeq and is a predicted model, not a curated record. Gene Ontology annotation, molecular function: actin filament binding.
GCGGCCGCCCGAGGGUGCCUAGGCGAGCAGACUUUGGCCAGGUGUCUGCCUGGCUCCUCCCGCCGCCUCAACACGCAAUGGGCUUCCCCGCAGCGCUUCCCGGCCCCGCCCGCAGGGCUCCUCGGCACACAAAGGGCCCCCGCCCCUCUGUGCCUCCCCCAGCCCCGGAGCUCUGCGGCGUCCGCUCCCUGCGCCGGGCGUUUCCCCCGCUCCUCCUGCCGCCGGCGGGCCGCAGCCGCUGCUAAGGUGGGUCCGCGCCGAUCUCUCGUGCCUCCAGGCGCCGCAAGGAGAAAGCCGGGCUCGUAAUUGCUGAAUGAGCGUGACUCAGGGCUCGCCCAGCCCCUGCCAGGGACACCCCAGCGGCGGGACAGAGGCAGGCUCUGGCAGACUGCGCCGGGGGGGCAGAAUUUGGGAUCCUUCCUGCGGAGAGAGGCGAGCUGACUUCACGCUGCCCCUGGAGUGAUUCUGCAUGAGCAUUGCAAAGAUGUCAUGGCACCCUCAGUACCGGAGUUCCAAGUUCCGCCAUGUGUACGGCAAGCCUGCUAGCAAGGAGAAGUGCUACGACUGCGUCCCCAUCACCUGCAGUGUGCACGACAACCACUUCUGCGCUGUCAACCCCCACUUCAUUGCUGUCGUGACAGAGUGUGCAGGCGGCGGGGCUUUCCUCGUGAUACCCAUCCAUCAGACAGGCAAGCUUGAUCCUCACUACCCCAGGGUGUGCGGGCACAGAGGAAAUGUCCUGGACAUCAAGUGGAGCCCUUUUGAUGACUUUGUAAUCGCUUCCUGUUCUGAAGAUGCCACUGUGAAAAUCUGGGACAUCCCCAAACAUUUACUAACAAGGAACAUCACCAGUGCAAGGAAGGAGCUUCUGGGUCAUGCUCGAAGGGUGGGACUCAUUGAAUGGCAUCCUACGGCCAGCAACAUUCUCUUCAGUACUGGUUAUGAUUAUAAGAUAAUGAUCUGGAACCUCGACACAAAGGAGCCCGUAAUUCAAAAUCCGGUGAAGACAAUCAGCUGUCACAGGGACGUGAUCCUCUCCAUGUCAUUCAACACAGAUGGCAGCCUGCUAGCCACUGCCUGCCGGGACAGGAAAAUACGACUCGUUGACCCACGGUCAGGAGCAAUCCUACAGGAAGCCAGCUACAAGAAUCACAGAGUGAAUAAAGUUUUGUUUCUAGGAAACAUGAAAAAGCUGCUCUCUACUGGAACAUCCCGCUGGAAUAACAGGCAAAUUGCACUAUGGGAGCAGGGUGAUCUUUCUGUGCCUUUAGUUGAGGAGGAUCUGGAUGGCUCCUCGGGGCUGCUGUUCCCGUUCUAUGACUCUGACACUCACAUGCUGUAUGUGGUGAGCAAGGGUGAUGGGAACAUACGAUACUAUGAGAUAAACGCUGAUAAGCCAUACCUGAACUACCUGAUGGAAUUCCGCUCCCAUCAACCACAGAAAGGAAUCGGAAUCAUGCCAAAGAGGGGCCUUGACGUGUCGGCCUGCGAGAUCUUCCGGUUCUACAAACUGAUCCCAGGCAAAAGCCUGAUUGAGCCCGUCUCUAUGAUUGUUCCUCGCCGGUCGGAGUCGUACCAGGAAGACAUCUACCCAAUGACAGCUGGAGCCCAGCCAGCACUCACGGCGCAGGAAUGGCUGAACGGAAUUAAUAAAGGUCCUGUCCUGGUAUCUUUGAGACCAGGCUCUGAAAUCCUGAAUUCUCUGCCACAAUUUCCUGAGAGAGAACCAUCACUGCGGUACCAGGACAGGACCGAAAGAAUGGCAAUGAAGGAAAUUCAGAAGCAAAGUGAGAUCCAAGAAAAGAGAGGCCAGAAAAAAGUGGAGGAAAGAUUGCAGGAAACCAGACAAAUGCGGCUUUCAAAUGGCUUCGACUUAUUCGAGUGUCCUCUACCCAAAACCGAGAAUGAGCUGUUGCAGAUGUUUUACCGACAGCAGGAAGAAAUCCGGAGACUGCGAGAGCUGGUUAACCAGAGGGACGUUCAAAUCAAACAGCUAGAACUGGAGAUUAAAAACAUCCACAUGGACUCGGGCAGGUACUGAGGUGACAGCCAUGGCAUGCCCUGUGCCUGCAGCAGACCCCCAGGUGCCUCAUGAGAAUGACUCUUUCUAUGUUUUGCAUUGGGGAAAAAGGAGGUGAAUGCAGCGCACACUUCCCUUGGCUCCGAUAGCCGCCUGCCUGCUGUCCUGGGUGCUGCACAUGGAUCUGCUUGGCUGCUCUACAAUCUGCUGCCAGCCAGUUCUCUCACUGCAGGUGAUCCCAGGUUAAAGGUACUUCUAGAGCUGCACCAAGUCUGGGGAGACUGAGGCUGGAACAGUGCAGGAAAGGCUCUGGUCUGCGGCCUCCAUGCGACUCCCCUGUGCACCACGAGGGCGCUGGAGCAGGGCUGGCUGGGCUCCGGGCCUGCAUCCUCCUUGGGACUCCCCUGUGUGCUACAGGCAUGUGGCGUUAAGCAUGGGGCCUGCUGCCAGCCUGUGCUUGGACUGCAGCUGCAGUGGCCCUGCCCUCCAUGGCAGGUGGGGAAGGCUGCCAGUGCCAGACAAGUGCUGUGUGGAGUGGAGCCCUCAGAGGUAGCCCCUAUCUCAGAGGAACCAUCACGACAUCCAGAGAGGAACUGGUCCCUGCUGCUGCUCUUCCCCUGGCCCCCACAAAAAGGGCGUUUAAUGGGGAGGGUCAUGAGAGCAGUGAACUCUUGCUGCAGGCUGGACACUGCCUCCCCUUGUUCUUGUACAGCAGAAAGCCCCCAGGGCAGGCUGGAUAGCAGCCCCUGUCCCUACAGGCACUAAUCCAGCCCAGGGGCACCAGAACAGGGGGAGCCAGAGGCCAUGGCCCCCAUCACUUUUAAAAGUGGGAGGACAUAGCCACUUGUUUCCUGUAUUAAGGGCAGUGGAGAAGAACAAGUGGCAGGCAGGGCCUUGGGGGGGAAAGAGGUGGAGUGAGGGUGGGGCCCCGGGGGAAGAGGCGGGAGCGGGGGUGGGGCCGCAGUUCAGGCACCAGUGGCCCCUCCACUUCUAGCGAGCUUCUGGCGCUCCUGAUCCUGCCCCAGGGAGAUCAGGCUGCAUGCUGGCAUAAAGGCCUGUGGGCACAAAGGUGAUGUCAAAGGACAGCACACGGCACUAACAAGGGACGGGAUUAUGUUACACAAUGCUCUUGGUGCUCCCUGGAGGAGGGCAAUGCAGGGGAGCUCUGCCCAGGACAUGCCUCCCAGGGCACAUAAGCAACGAGACUGCCAGCCGCACUGUUUUAGGCCUUAGUUUCCCAGAAGAGUGAGAGAGUCACUGAAGGCAAGUGGGUGCUGAAAAUCCACGUGGCUACGGUGAGAACAUCUCUGCCCCUGCACAAGGGCUGGGUCAGGGAGUGUCCCUGUCAUAAGGCCAGUACCAAAGACCUGGACAGGCUCUGCCUAACGCUGCAAUGUUCUCCUUGGUGUCACUCAAGCUCCACAUCUCUAAAGCUGAGGUGAAUAUCUCCCCUGAUGUUUCCCCUCCUCUGGCUUAUUAUUAACACCUAACUGCUCUGCAUAGAGCUCUGUAGGCCUGCACUGCACUACACUGGAUGCCAUAAGCCUUCAGUGCACUGCACAUGGUGUUCCAGGGUUGCCCUGCUGCACAAGACACUGUAGGCCUGCACUGCACUAUACUGGAUGCCAUAGGCCCACACUGCACUGCACAUGGUGCUCUAAGGCUGCACUGCAGCACAGGGCACUAUAGGGGCUACACGGCACUAUACUAGAUGCCAUAGGCCCACACUACACUGCACAGGGCACUGUAGGGCUGCACUGCACUAGGCAUCAUUGGCUUGCACUGCACAUAGGGAGUGACAUCCUGGAGUCAUGUUAACUCUGGUAUAAAUCUCUUGGGCCCAUUGCUUGCUCCAAACAGCUUAACACUCUCCAACCUUCCCAUUGAACAGGCUUGAAGCCUUUGUCUGUCUGUGAGGCUUCCUUCUCCUUGUACAUGCAGCCCAUUGCCACCAUCUCAGCUUUGUCCCAUGUCAUCUCCUGCCUUAACACCUGCAAUUUCCCCUUCCCUGGCCUCCCCCAGUCCCAUCCUGUCCCUCCAUCCCAUCUCACCCCACCCCCCUCACCACUUGGGCACCCACGUCAUUUCCCUACCUGCCUGGAUGCCCCAUUGCUGCCAGCCUCUGCCUACUGCUGGGCUCUGCCGCCUCAUCCAAAGCGCAGGUCCACCCACUCCUCUGCCUCCUUCAAUCAUGCCCCAUUGCAGCUCCUUCCCCACUGUCCCACUCCCCGUGUCUGCAACAGCUUCCCAGCCAGCCACCGCCACUGCCCUGUACCCCAACACUGUGCACUGCAGUGUCAGGCUUCUGGCCCUGCAGAGAAGGUGUGGGUCAGUUACAGGCUUGGCCCUGACCACUCCCACCUCUGAUGCUAUGUGAACAGAAUACAGGGGUGUAGGCGGGAGCCAGCUUUCAUCUGCACUCCGAUAAGGGGAGUCUGUCUGUUGGGGAUGGGUGGGAACAGGGCUGCAUGCCAGGCCCAUUCUCUAAACUCAACCAUUUUCCAAGGGACAGAAAGAAGAAUUGCUGUAACUAAAAGUCACUGCAACAACGAGGAUUCAUCUGCAAGAGAGAAUUGAGGGCUCUGUCCUGCAAACACUCCCAUGGGCCCAGCACUUGCUAGCCCUGACUCCAAGGAGAAUGCCCGGAAGAGACGUGUUUGCAGGGUUGGGCCCAAACAUGCUUAAACUCUGGUAUGUAAGAGUCAAGGAAGAACUGCAACAUGCCUCUCCUUUAGCUGUGCUGCAGGGAGAGUUCACACAGCCCCAUGCAGCUCUAAAUAAGAACCAAUAAACUUAGGUGCUAAAACCAGUCACACACUUCCUUGCUUCACUAUAAACUGGUCCCCUCUAUUGGCCAGGGGGAAAUUAUGUUCUUCUUUUAGUAGUGUCCCUGUGUAUGCUCCACUGCACAUGCAUACGCGCCGCUUGAGCCCUUGAUUGGAGAUUUUCCAUUAGCAGUGUCUCUCCAGCCACGCACGUGCUCUACACAACCUUGCGGCGCCCUCCAAGGGUGUAUAGGGCUGUGCAGGUGAACGGUCCUCAGUUCCUUCUCUGCCGCGUUGCUGAGACCGGGCUCCAGCGUCUCUGCCCGGUGCACACUGCAGCGUGUUUACAGUCAUGGUUACUGAGGGCAUGUCUGCACUACAGAUUUAGGCCAACUGAAGUCAGGCUGGCCUACAGCCACUGCAGUAAUUAAAUUGGCUGUUGGAGUCCACGCUACUUUCCUGCUGGCGAUGUGCGUGC